Prorocentrum cordatum is the source of this 2274-nucleotide messenger RNA. The record is from the annotation of a GenBank genome assembly. Lineage: Eukaryota; Dinophyceae; Prorocentrales; Prorocentraceae.
AUGGCGCUCCUCCCGUUCGGCGAGGAGGUGGAGUGGUACAGUGACCUGGCCCCCGGCCAGUACGUGGCCAUGGAGUACGAAGGCGACGACGUAGAUCACGAAAGGAUCCUGCUCCAUCCUCUCGGCGGCGGAGUUUGGUGGAUUCGAACACCAGACGGCGAUGAGUACUUCCAGGACGUGGCCUGCCAGGACGCGUCGGACGGCCCAGUGCGCUGCCGCUUGCUGCCCGCCGACGGCUCGCUGCCGCCUGGGGCCAGAGGCCGAGGGCGGCGUAAGCUGUACCGCUUCGCGGAGCGGGUCGGGGCCUUGGAGCUGCGAGAGGGCAUCCUGCGGGGCCGUAAGGCUUGUGAGGCGGAGUGCCGCCCUGGCCAGCGUCCCGUGGUGCCCGAGCGCGUGCAGGAGCCCGCUGGCGAGCUGAUGCUGAUCGAGCGUUUCUUCGGUGGCAGCUUCCCACCCGUGCCGGGAGUGAGGCUUCGAGGCAAGAAGCCGCUGACCGCGGCUCUGGUCGCGCGGCCCAGGCCCGGGGUGACCCCUGGCGGUACGGCCACGCCCGAGGCUUCGGAGGCAGAGGAGCCUGCGGCUGACGUGCUGCCGCUGCUUGCUGGGCACGCUUGGGCGCUGGCGGAGCCCGUCCCUUCCGCUGCCAUCGGCAGCGAAGUGGACAUCCGCAAGUCGACGUUCGUUGGCGCGUCGGACACCUCGGGGCUGAUCUUCGUGGACGACGGCUUCGCCAGGGUGAGGCGAAUGCCAGUCGAGGACGUGCCCGAGUAUGCCGACACUCGUACCGCCGAGUUGCGCCGUCGCCUGGGGCUGCCAGGAGCGGGCGCCGAGGCGGACCUUCGUGACCGCCUGGCUCGCCCGCCGCUGCCGCCGCCCGCCGAGGCGCCCGCCCAGGUUGGGGAGGCCGCCGCGGGGCCGAUCAAAAGUGAGGAUGUCAGGCUGCUGGCGGUGGACUUCGACGGCCAGGGCGAGCGCUUCAAGCCUUGGCGUGAGGCGGUGCAUGAAAGUAGCCAGGAGGAGUUCAGUGACCAGCCGAUGGAUGCUCCCCCGAGUGCGCUCACUACUUGUAAGAGUAUGCUGAGGGUGGGCAGCGAUCCGAGGCUCUGGCUACGUGAGUACCUUCGAGAGAAGGGGCUGGCCAGCACGGACCGCGUCGCCCACGAGCUACGUUGUGUAUGCGAGGCUUUGUGCAUGGCGGGCUGCUACGACCAGGUGAAUCUGGGCGGUCUGAUGGCGCUGGAAGUUUUGCGUAAGCGACUGGCGGGCAUCGUGGCGGCGCGCGCUAAUCCACAACGCGCGCAGUGGGAGGUGGCGAAGUACUACACGGGCGUGCAGUCGGCCGAGGACAUUGCUGGCCCAGUGCGGCGGGCCCACGUAGCGCGCAAGAUGCGCGAGGAUCGAGAAGGCCUGCAGGCGCUGCGCGGCGCCCCCUCGGGCGCGCCAGAGGGCGACUUCGGCGCUGGUGGCGGCGGUGGCGCUGGCAGGGGCGCUGGAGGCGAGGACAAGGGAGGCGGGGACGGUCGUGGGCGCGGUGACGGCGGCAGAGGAAUGGCGAAUGACGCGCUGGAAGCACUGAGCUGGAUGGCGGGCUGGAAGGAGUUUUUGUGGGCGGAUCGCGGCCCGGGCGUGCUACCCGACGAUGUGCAGGUGGACGCCCAGCGGAGGGUGUAUGAGUUGGUCGACAGCUGGCACCCGCGCCCUCCGCAACUCAGCGACGAGGCGGCUCUCCAGAAGUUGCUUCAAGGACAUUCCCCGUAUCAGGCGGCGGGCUGUCCGACAAGGGUCACGUCCUUCAAGCUCGACCUUCUGAGCCUCCCAGGUUCUGUUCGAGGGUGUCCGCUGAUAACCGACGUGGCGCCCUCUGAGGUCAUUGGAUUUCUGGGGGACUAUCGUGGGCGUAUGUUGGCGCCGCCUGUUGAGAAGUAUGAGACGAUUCCCUACUUUGAUCCAAAGCUACGUUUCAAUCAGGAAGAAUAUCAUCGGCUCCUCCGUCGUCUGACAGACAUCGGCAAAAUUACUUGGACCAGCUCGCCUAAAUGUCGGGGAGGCCUCUUCACGGUGGAGAGGGGCGGCGGCGCGGCCCAGAGGCUGAUUGUCGACGCCAGGCGGGCCAACGAGUGGUUCCAGGCGCCGCCUGAAGUCGCCCUCUUGAGCUCGGAGGGGCUGUCGAGGAUAGAGGUGGAGCUGCCGGCUGACGCGCCGCUGGGGCCCGAGCAGGCCGCCAAGCUGUUGGGGGAUUUUUACCUUUCGAUCGGCCUCCUCGGAUGCGUCUAA